Puma concolor (puma) is the source of this 2694-nucleotide messenger RNA. The record is from RefSeq and is a predicted model, not a curated record. Lineage: Eukaryota; Metazoa; Chordata; Mammalia; Carnivora; Felidae.
AUGGUGCGUCAGAGGGCUCUGCACAAACCACUCAGUCUCCUGCUGCUGACACCCCUCUGCCUUCUGCAUCGAGGGGCCUCGGGGCAGCCCCACUUGACACGCAGAGCCCCUGACGAGGAGGCCACAGCCAUUCAAGGAGUGCGGGGCGGCUCUGUGGAGCUGGCCUGUGGCUCUGGGCCCGCCCCCCUGGUGGUCUUCUGGAGCUUCACUCCCCUGGGCUCGCUGAUUCCCCGACCUGUGGCUGUCACCAAUGGAGCAGAGUCCAAGGUGGAGGCCGGGGCCUCCGCGCUGGGGGCCGUGAGUCUUUGGAACAGCAGCCUGGUGCUUCAGGAGCUGCAGGAGGGCGCCCGUGGCCACUUCCUGUGCCAGGCCCUGCACGCGGCCGGUGGCCAGCUCCACACCACCUACUCCUACCUCACUCUGGCCGUGCUGGUGCCCGUAUCAAAGCCUCAGGUGAGACUGAGUGACCCAUCCCCAGUGGAGGGGACCUCCGUGGUGGCCACAUGUGCAGUACGGGAGGGCACAGAGCCUGUGACUUUUGCCUGGAGACAUCAGGCACCUCGAGGCCCUGAGGAGGACCUGGUGGAGGUCACAGGGCAACUGCUUCAGCUGGACCCAGUCAACAGGACGCACCUGGGCUGGUACGCGUGCAGUGCCCGCAACGCCGUCAACCGGCUGAGCAGUGAUGGAAACUUCCUCGAUGUCGUCUAUGGUCCAGACAAUCCUGUGAUCACGGUGGAGCCACUGGGCUUGACUGAGGAGGGUUUCUGGGCCGGCGAGGGGGAAGAGGUGACCCUGAGCUGCCGGGCUGCAUCCAACCCCCCUUGUCACUACGUGUGGCUCCGCGACCACACUCAGGUCCAAGUGGGGCCCGCCUACACCAUCGCCAGCGCCAGCCGUGCCCACACAGGCCUGUAUACCUGCCUGGCCCACAACAGCCGCCUGGACACCCACAGCCAGACCACCGUCAGGCUCACCAUCUACUAUCCCCCUGAGGGGCAGCCCUCCUGUUCUGCGCUUCCCACCCUUGGGGCUGUGACCUUGGUCUGCGCCUGGCAGGGGGGGCUCCCAGCUGCCCGGCUGCGGUGGGAAGGGCCCCGGGGAACUGGCCCUGCUGCUCUCAGCAAUAUCACCUGGAGUCGUGGCACCACCCAGCUCCCUAACGGCGGCGUUUUCACCUGUGCCGGCGAGCACCCAGCCCUGGCGCUGCCCGCCCUCUGCAGGAUCACGCUGUGGGAACCCCUCCGGAGCCCCAUCUGCUGGACCACAGCCACAGUUGGAGACCAGUUCAUCAUGCUGAGCUGUGAGUGGCCUGGAGGCGAGCCCCGUGCCAUGCUGAGCUGGCUGGAUGGACAGCAGCAACCCCUGGGCACCACUAGCCCCUCACUGGCCAUCCACCUCCUGCAUACCCAGGACGAUCUGGCUGGCCGAGAGUUCACCUGCAGGGGCAGUCACCCACUCAGGGUCCCUGACCCUCACUGCCGGCUCCUGCUGGAAGCCCCACAGGUGGCAGUGGCUAAGCCCCAGGUGUCCGUGCUGGAAGGGGGAGAGGCCUGGUUGGGGUGUGCCCUCCUGGGGGGCACGCCACCUGUCCAGCUCCUCUGGCUGGGACCCCAGCGACAGCAAGUGGAAGCUGGCCCUUCUGGAUUCAUGCUGCACCCUGAGGGGGCCCAGCUCCACCUUAGCAUCCAGGAGGCUGACCCAGCACGCCACAGGGGCGCCUACCAGUGCGUGGCUCGCAACGCCUUAGGGAACAGCAGUCGGAGCGUCCUGUUGGAGGUCCUGAGAUACCCAGCUCCUCCCAACGUCACCAUCAGCCGCCUGACUUACGGGAGACACCGGAGGGAGGUGCAGCUGCAGUGGGCCGUCCGAGGCCCUGGGAACCUGACGGGCUUCCUGGUGCAGCGGAGGGCCAGUGUCCCGAGCCCAGGAGCUGGGGCUUGGGAGACAGCAGCCAGUGACAUUGAGCCAGAGAGCAGGGGCCGGAGGCUGGGGGGCUUGGACCCAGGUGUCCGUUAUGCCUUCCGCGUCCUGGCUCUGAAUCACCACACGGCUGGACAUCCCUCUGAGGUGAAGAUACCAGUAGUGGCACCAAAGCCAUGUAACCAGCGCUCUCCCCUCCCAGCGGAUCCACCCUUCAGCGCCUAUCCAGCAGUGCUGGGUGCAGCGGGCACAGGAGUGGUGGUGGCAACGGUGGCCUCUCUACUGGUGUUCCAGUAUGCUGCCCGGCACCCGGGGACCGUCCCCUCGGUUCAUCCGGGCUCCAACCCCCAACCCCAGCCAUCUGAGGCCAUCCCCAUCUAUGCUCCCGAGUCUCUAAUACAGGGCCUACGAAGGAAGGGAGGGCUACUCUCCAAGGACCUGUGGUGGAUUGCUCAAGUUAACACCCCUUCUUCUUUUCUUUUCUUCCUACAGGCCUUGGUCGGUUGCUUGUUCCCAUGGAGCAAAGUCAUCAAUACAGGGAGUCGAGGGAAGGCCUUGAGGAACAGGCAGGACAAGGCUGCCAUGCCUCUGGAGGACCUGCUUCCAAGAGGAGUCCUGACCCAGCUUGUGGAACCCGGAGGUGGAAGGAUGAGGAAGACCCACAACUGGAGAAGAGACCAGGCGGGUGUCCGAGGGCCGGGGAGGAUGGUUCUGGGGACGGUGCCUGGCGCUCUGCCGAGCAAGCCAGCUGCUGGCGCACGAAGCCUGUGA